Messenger RNA from Ambispora gerdemannii, 1437 nucleotides. The record is from the annotation of a GenBank genome assembly. Lineage: Eukaryota; Fungi; Glomeromycota; Glomeromycetes; Archaeosporales; Ambisporaceae.
AUGAGUCAACAACAGUAUUAUCCACCACCACCUAAUCAACAGUAUUAUCCGCCGCCUCCUCAACAACAUUAUCCACCACCAGUUCCUAGCACAUACGCGCCUGUUCCAGGAAAUAAUUAUGCACCUCCCAGCUAUGAACAAGGUCCAACUAGUAAUCCAAUAGCAGAAAAAUGGGAAGCAAAGCCUAAAUAUCAAGCCAUCGUAUUAUUGGUGCUUGCCUUGGUGGUCGGCUUCUUCUUAAGCUUAUUGUACAUGUUGCUGAUGCAACGUUUCCCAAAACCUCUUAUAAAAAUCACACUAUGGUUAUCGAUUGCCGCUUAUUUUCUUGCCGCAGUUAUUUAUGGGAUUGCUAGACAAUACGUCUUAGCGGUGAUAUUUGCUGUUUUUGGUGUGAUAUAUCUCAUUUGUGCAUGGACUUGGAGAGACAGAAUUCCAUUUGCAGCUAUUCUACUAGAAACAGUGACAAGCAUCACGAAAAAAUAUUAUGGUACAAUAGUUAUGGGUUUUGCAGGUUUAUUCCUUCAAGUGGGAUGGUCAAUAUGGUGGGCUUUUACUGUAAUUGGAACAUAUCACAAGAUUUAUACACGGGAUUGUAAACCAGCUGAUUCAAAUUCAACAGAUGUAAGAGGAAAUCGUACCAAUACCAAUAGUACUACCACUACUUGCAGUGGCCCAGCAUUAAUUGUAGCAAUGGUGUUCUUGCUGUUCAGUUUCUAUUGGACAAGUCAAGUCAUCAAAACCAUUGUUCAUGUGACUGACGCUGGUGUUUAUGCAGCGUAUUAUUUCCUCGAGGGCACACCACAAGGAACUGGUUCUGCUCCCACAUUAAGUUCUCUUAAACGUGCUUGUACUACUUCAUUAGGUAGUAUUUGUUUCGGAAGUCUGAUCAUUGCAGCUUUGAACACGUUAAAGGCUAUUUUCCAGUCCAUCGCUAAUUCUGAUGAUGGAGCUUGUGGAUUCGUAGCCUGUUGUUUUGCUUAUUUAUUAGCAUGUAUAGAAGGGCUCGUUGAAUAUUUCAAUCAUUAUGCUUAUGUACAAGUUGCCAUAUAUGGUAAAUCGUACUGUACUUCUGCCAAAGAUACUUGGAAACUGAUAAAAGAUCGUGGUGUCGAAGCAAUUAUUAAUGACAAUCUAAUAGGAAAUGUUUUAACUAUGGGCGCCAUUUUCAUUGGCGCCAUUUGUGGUUUAUUCGGUUAUGCUUAUAUCUCUAUCGUUAAGCCAGAUUUCAAUGAUGGGGGACGAUAUACUAUUUUUCUCGUCAUAAUAUGUUUCUUGCUUGGAUUCAUGAUGACUGUGGUUGUGACCGACGCUAUUGACUCUGGUGUUACAACUACUUUUGUUGCUUUGGCCGAGGAUCCUGAUGCACUUCGUCGUACAAAACCUCUACUUUUCGAGAGAAUUCGAGCACGAUGGCCUCGUGUAGUUCAGGGAAUUUAA